Ananas comosus (pineapple) is the source of this 1268-nucleotide messenger RNA. RefSeq names its product reticulon-like protein B12. The record is from RefSeq and is a predicted model, not a curated record. Lineage: Eukaryota; Viridiplantae; Streptophyta; Magnoliopsida; Poales; Bromeliaceae. The coding region runs from base 272 to 907 and encodes 211 amino acids. The transcript is spliced from 4 exons.
UUUUGCUGCGGAGUGGGGUCGGAUUCAUCGCAUUCCGAUUUACGACCCCACCACACCACGCCACUCCAAUUUGUAUUGUCUCAUUGCUACUUUCAUCAUCAUGCUCCGCCUAAACCACCAUACAAUACUAUACAAUACGAGAAGAAGAGGAAGAAGAAGAAGAAGAAGAAGAAGGACAAUAAAAAAAAAAGGGGUGCCCGGAAAAGAUCUUCUCUCUCUUCCUCCGCCGCCGCGUUCUCCCUGAUCCCAAUCGGAAUCGAAGAUCGCAUCGAUGGAUCCCCCCAUUCGCAGAUUUCGCAUCUUCGGGAAGCAGCAAUCGUUGCACGAUCUCCUCGGGGGCGGAAUCGCUGCGGAUGUGAUGCUGUGGAGGAGGAGAAACGUGCCGAUCGUGAUACUGCUUGGGGCAUUGGCCGCGUGGAUGCUCUUCUACGUUUCUGGAUACACUUUCCUCUCGUUUGCUUCUAAGGUUCUGCUUCUCUUGCUCACCGUUCUAUUCAUUUGGGCGAAAGCAGCAGCAGUUCUUAACAGGCCACCUCCCCCCAUUCCUAAGAUGAAUCUCUCCAAAGAAGCAAUUAGUGAAGCAGCCGUUUUUGUGGGUUCUUAUUUGAAUAAGUUGCUGUCGAUGUUUGAGGACAUUGCACUUGGCAAGGACCCGAAGCUUUUCUACCGGGUAGCUUUCUGUCUAUGGUUGACCUCCAUCAUUGGCGGUUUAACUGAUCUUAUCACUUUGGGUUACACAGGUCUUGUUGUUGUUCUCACUAUUCCGGUGCUAAUUGAGAAGUACGAGGAUUGCAUCGACAGAUACAUGAUGCAGGGUUAUGUGCAAGUACAAACAUGCCAGAGAGUAUACAAAGAGAAUCACACCAAAGUCAAGAAUUGGAUAACGGAAAAGAAGAAAUUAAUCUGACUUUACACUAUAUUUGCGCAGAAGGAAUUUUGCCCCUUGCACAAGAUUUUCGUUGACAUUUUGUCUCCUCCGGAUCUCCGUGGUUUAUGAACCUUAAGAGAGCUGCUUUAAUCCUUUGAGUUUGAAUUGAAAGAUGUGGAAGUUCGUUUUCCCUCAUCUCUACACCAAAAUUGUGUGUAAAUAUAAGUUUCAUGUGUUUGAAAUAGUUUUGAGGACAAAGGCAACCGCAUAACUACACCAAAAUACUUGGUACAGUUGAACUUAGCAGAGUAACGCAUAUUGCCUCUCCACUGUAUUUGGCUGAAUAUAUGUUUUGUAUUAAGGGCUUCAAUCUGAUUUGGGGACUAUCUAUAUAAUUUCA